AUGCAGCGGGGCAGGGCGGGGGCAGGACACCCCUGGGGAAAGCCGCUGCAGGAGGACCCCAGCCUGGCCUUCCUCCAGGACUUCAGCAAGCCCAGAAACACUCGCCUGAACUUGCUCUUGCUCCCGCAGCCCACGGAGACGGAACGCUGCAUCGAGUCGCUGCUCGCAGUCUUCCAGCGGUACGCGGGGAGAGAAGGGGACAACUGCACGCUCUCCAAGAGGGAGUUCCUGGCCUUCAUGAACACCGAGCUGGCUGCCUUCACGAAGAAUCAGAAGGACCCAGGUGUCCUGGACAGGAUGAUGAAGAAACUGGAUCUGAACAGUGAUGGGCAGCUGGACUUCCAGGAGUUCCUGAACCUCAUCGGGGGCAUUGCGGUGGCCUGCCACCAGAGCCUGGUUGUUACGGCCCCAACCCCGUGA
Molecule: messenger RNA, 420 nt
Organism: Eurypyga helias (sunbittern)
Lineage: Eukaryota; Metazoa; Chordata; Aves; Eurypygiformes; Eurypygidae
Gene: S100A11
Product: S100 calcium binding protein A11
Exons: 3
Coding region: 1-420 (139 amino acids)
Biological process (GO): regulation of cell population proliferation
Cellular component (GO): cytoplasm
Molecular function (GO): calcium ion binding; calcium-dependent protein binding
Source: RefSeq, a predicted model, not a curated record